Molecule: messenger RNA, 351 nt
Organism: Adineta steineri
Lineage: Eukaryota; Metazoa; Rotifera; Eurotatoria; Adinetida; Adinetidae
Source: the annotation of a GenBank genome assembly
AUGACACUUCCGAAUUUAUUUGCACAUAUUGAUGAUAUAGAAGCAAUACUUAUACUUGAUAAAGAUGGUAUACCAAUAUUAAAAUUACCAACAAAUGAAGCUGUUGAUCAACUUGAUUUACAAACAUUAUUACCAUCAGCACAAAUAUUACAAGAUCAAAGUUCACGAAUGAAUUUUAAAAAAUUAAAAACAGUUGUUACAUAUUGGUCAGCACGUCAAAUAAUUACAUAUAAUGUUUCGCCAUUUGUUUUUAUUAUUGCUGCAGAUACGAAUGUAAAUACAGGUGCAUUACUUAAUUUAUAUAGUGAUUUUCAGAAAAUUGCAGCGGAUCAUUUAACAACGACUGCUUAA